Linum tenue is the source of this 2796-nucleotide messenger RNA. The record is from the annotation of a GenBank genome assembly. Lineage: Eukaryota; Viridiplantae; Streptophyta; Magnoliopsida; Malpighiales; Linaceae.
UUUUUUUUUCCUUCCAUUUACUCUUUCCCACCAUCCGAUAUAAAACCCCGAAAACCCUAAAGAGAUAUCAAUUCAGGGGCUGCCCUUAUUCCCCUUCGCCUCGUCCUUGCCCUGAUUUUCAAUCGAACCGCCGGCAUGUCAAACGCCGAGGACGCCGCAACCGCCGGGAGGAUCAUCAAGUUGAAGUGCUCAAACGGCUUCUGCUUCGAAGUGAACGAAGCCAUUGCCAAGGAAUUUAGCGCCUGCAAGAAAUGGUCCAAGAAGGUGCUCGACGACGUCUUAACGCUCAAGAGUGUCUCUCAGCAGCAUCUUGCCACGAUUAUCGCAUUUUGCGCCAAGCAGGUGGAGUUUCGUGAGAGAGCUGCGGACGAAAGCGAGAUGAAUGGAUUCCUCGAGGAGUACAAGAAGGGGCUCAACACAGACGAGCUCUGGGGUCUAACUAAGGCGGUACAUUCCCUCGGCAUCCCUUUUCUGUUCAACAUGCUGAAAUCGCUCAUUGUUGAUCGCUUAAGGGGAAAGAGCGCCGAGUUCAUCCUUACCUUCUUGGGGAUCGGGCGGAAGGUCAAUCUUGAUACUGGCGUGCGCCGAGAAAUUCUUCUGUGGAUGCCCGGCACUCAAUUAGUCGGAUUGAGCCGCGUUUCCGAGUCGGUGAGAUCUCUGAUUGCUAUGCCGGACUUCGUCGAAGCCCAUCUAAAAUGCAUGAAGCAGCAGCUAUCGGCUCAGAAACCCAGUCACGCUGAAAGGGUAUUUGGGAGGAUCAAGAAUUCGUUAACUUCUCGCUUCAACGGAGAGGGGCGUUCAUGCUCGCUGUACUCAAUUUUCGAGGACACCGAAGUUGAGCUUGAUGAAAUUCCGGAGUGUUUUGUCAAAAGCAGGAUUGUGGGAUCGGUAAAUGGGCUGUUGUGUUCUGUUGGAAUGUAUACCGUCCAUAUACGGAGUCCAAAUUCGGGUCAUGUUUUCUCAUUCCGACACUGGGACAUGGAAUUCGAAGCUAAAAGUGGAGAAGACAUUCCAUUUGGCUUUGGAUAUGAUGGUCAGCGUGAUGUUUACAAAGUGUUACAACUAUGCCCACAAGCAUCUAAGGUGAUAGCUCGAGUUUUUGAUUUGAAGACCUGCACCUGGAGGGUGAUUGAUGGUUUUGAUUACGGCAUAAAAGUAAGCAACGAGGUUGGAACUUUUGUUGAUGGGUGUCUUUUCUUCCGAAUGGAUUCUGAAAAAAUCAUUGUCUCAUUCAACCUUUCUACGGAGAAAUUCAACAUCACGCAUCUGCCAAAUCGUUUUAAUGAGAAUAUGGAGUACUGGACAUUAAGGCCCGUGGGUGAAAGCGUUGGUCUCUUUUGUUACGGUGACGGUUUUUGUGUGGGUUGGCUGAUGAAACCUUCAUCAGCGGAAUGGGUGAAGACGUUCACAGUAAAGACAGAUGUGCUCAACUGCAAAUCAACUAGAGCGGUAUAUAUUUCAGAUACAAACAGGAUUCUAUUGCACACGGACCACAACCUUGUUAUCUGUGACACCAAGGAGAACAGGUUUAGGUGCCCUGCCCCAGAUGCUCCCGCCUAUGAUUUUGCUGUCAUCUACUUAGAUACCCUCGUUGUGCUGCCUCAUACGGCGAAGAUUGCAAUGAAGUAUGUAUCAUACAUGCACCCAUAUUCUCUGUCUUUCUUUGAAGCGAGCACCUUGCUUGCCACUUUUUACAUGUUAUGUUACUGUUGACCAGGAAAAAAAGAGACUCUAAGGCACGCCAUGAAAGCCGGAUGAAUAAAAUGCUGGAGAAUCUUGGAAUUGAUCCCUCCUUAUCAUCAUAUGAUGCGUUGGCAGAACUUUGCUUGAUGAAAGGCUUGCCGGCACCAUGUUACCUUGCCGAAUUACAACCCUGUGGCGGGUACACAGCUGCAGUGUCUUUGAAGGGCUACCGUACACAAGAGUCAGAAGAGCUACGACGUAAAAAGAAGACAGCUGGUUUAAGUAAAGCACUUGAUUUAGUCGCAGAAGCAAUGUUGGAGUAUAUAGCAUGGGCGGGCAUAUAGCGAUGUAGAAGGCAUGUUUUCAACAUAUGCUGUUUCUGGGUAGACAUGUUCAGGUACUUUUUGUUGAUACUUUCUCAUUGCUUAGGGGAAGCUUAUGUGCUUUGCUUGUAGACGAUAUAUGAAAACUAACUCAGUUAUUGGGGUUAACUGCCAGAUAUGUGACACAUGUUGUAUGCGGAUAGGGCAAAAUCAUGGAACAGAAAACAGAAAACAUUUCUACGAAAGAAAAAAAAAAUUGAAAACAGAGGAUCAACCACCAAACGAAAACAGAGGUAGGAAUAUCAUGCCGUCGUUUCAGUUCCUUGUUUCGCUCUGAAGUUGUAAGUCAGGGAUCGUGAAGCUCGUUUUUUGUUGUUCAUUUGUUGUCCUGGGUUUAUCCAGCAGCAGGGGAAUCGAUACUCUAUCCCUAUCUGUUGUUAUUCUCCCCUUACCUCUUUCAGUUCACGCUUUUAUUUCUUCUGUUAACUGGAGAGUUGUAAUUGGCUGUGGGCUGCUGCUAGUUUGUGAUGUGCAGCAAGUCUAGUAGAGACAGUUUAGAGCAACAAGGUUUUUGCUACAGGGGAUUGUGAGGUUGAUUACUGUGUUCGUGGUACGAUUGGUACGUAAGGAUGGUUUUGCUUUGCUGUUCUUGUGCGCCUAGAAGCUUUCUAUGAUGUUGAAUGAGGCUGUAAAAGUUUUGUUCUCUUUUGAUGAAUGUUUGUUUUAUUAUAAUGAAGGGAGACAAACUGAAAGCUCGGUAUUGCAGUCAAUGGUAUAGAGUAAAUUUAUG